Messenger RNA from Nicotiana attenuata, 1864 nucleotides. RefSeq names its product nuclear pore complex protein NUP50B-like. Gene Ontology annotation, cellular component: nuclear pore; cytoplasm. Bases 218 to 1549 code for a protein of 443 amino acids. NCBI's taxonomy places the organism in Eukaryota, Viridiplantae, Streptophyta, Magnoliopsida, Solanales, Solanaceae. The transcript has 2 exons. The record is from RefSeq and is a predicted model, not a curated record. Gene Ontology annotation, molecular function: GTPase activator activity. Gene Ontology annotation, biological process: intracellular transport.
UUAAAAGGAGGAAAAAAUGAAAAUAAAUAAAAAGGGAAAACAAAAAAGAAAGAAAAAACAAAGCGAACAGCUCUGUUCAUUUGCUCCGUCUAGGGUUUUUAUAUACUCCCAGUUCAUUUCAGAAGAGAGUUGAGGUUUCUCCAAAGCUACUUCGAGAAAUUUGAUACUGCCAGAAAUUUGAAUCGGGAACCCUUCAACUGUAUUUCUUAAUUUUGGGAUGGGGGACGCUGAAUCUCUUCAACCAUCAAAGAAAAGGGCUGCUGUAAAGGAAUUAUCGCGAGAUAAUCCUGGUCUUGAUGAUGAUAAUGAGUCAUCUGAGCAGGAGAGUGGAACUUUCAAGAGAGCAAGUGAUGAGGUGAUGGCAAGUAGGAGAAUUGUCAAAGUCCGUAAAACGUCAUCGACUACAACUACUCUGUCUUCUAACCCUUUUGCGGGGAUUCGAUUUGUUCCACCUACUGAUGCCAGUACAACUCCUGCUGUGACCACAACUGAAGCUGGGAGUGGGGCAACAACUUCCAAGAAACCAGAAGAAUCAAAUGAUCAAAGUGAGGCAACUAAAGAGGAAGAAACUUAUGUGAAUAGAGAAGCUGAUCAUGAGAAGGAAACCGAUGGAAAAUCUAAGCUACCAGAAAACAGAUCUGAUGAGUCCAAAGCUGACGAAAAUGUUGAUAAGGAGAAAGUUGAUAAUCCCAAUGAGCCUAACAUACCUGAAUCUACUGAAAAGAAGGCAGCGGAAAGUGAGAAAAUUGAAGAUGAUACUAAGGCAGCCACAGUAGUGGAAAAGAUUACAAAUGACGUAGAAGUGGAAGGCAAUAAGACCGAGAAUGAAGAGGAAAAACAUGUGGCCAAUGGAGAAAAUGAAAAGGGUGCUGAAACUGCAUCUUUUAGCUCGUUCCAACAGCUCUCCAGUAGCCAAAAUGCUUUCACAGGACUUGCAGGAACUGGGUUCUCCAAUACUACGUUCUCGUUUGGAGCUAGUUCGAAAGAGGUAUCUCCACUUGGAUCUGUCUCUCUCUUUGGAGUAAAAAGUGACCAGUCACCUUUUGGUCUUAAUCUUUCCACUAAUGGAAAUGCUUCUCUGUUUGGUAACUCUGGGUCAUCCAGUGUUAACAAGGGCGAGGGAAUUGGUAUUCCUUCCAUGCAAGAGGUUCCUGUUGAAACAGGGGAGGAAAACGAAAAGGCUAUCUUUACCGCUGACUCUGCGCUGUUUGAAUUUCUUAAUGGAGGGUGGAAGGAGCGUGGGAAGGGAGAGCUGAAGGUCAAUAUUUCUUCAACUGAGACUGGAAAAGCUAGACUUGUUAUGAGAACCAGAGGUAAUUACAGGUUGAUUUUGAAUGCUAACCUUUAUCCCGAAAUGAAGCUCACAAAUAUGGAUAAAAAAGGCGUCACUUUUGCUUGUAUGAAUAGUGCUGGUGACGGGAAAGAUGGACUUUCAACAAUUGCCUUGAAGUUCAAGGAUGCCUCUAUUGUUGAGGAGUUUCGAGCUGUUGUGAUGGAACAUAAAGAUAAGAUGCCAGGCUCUUUGAAGACACCACAAAAUUCUCCUUAAAUUUCAGAUGACUAAUAAUUAUGGCAAAGAUGCAUAGAGAUUCUAUUUUCAUCACGAAACCCACCCUACGGUUUCCUACCCCCCCCCCCCCCUCCCCCCUGCAGAGUUAAAAAGGUAAGAGAAUAGUUUUGUCUAGAGAUGGAUAACUUGUAUUCUAUAUAGCAAAUGGAAUCUUCUCCACUAUGAUGUUGUCUAUCCCUUGUAUUUCUUCUCUUUUUUCCUUUACCUGUGGUUUAGCUGUCUUUUGUAUUGCUUUAUUUGCAUGAAUGGUAGACGUAGCUCUGGCCUUCGAGGUCAUUCUAUCAUUUUCUGAUA